CUGCGCAGUCCUGCGCAGCAUCAGCGCUCCUCAGCACUGCGUGCUGUCGCAGACGUUACGUCACCCGUUUUCGCGGUUUUUGAAAAGGACCAAUCUUUUGUUGUGGUUCGCUUAGUGAAGAAGAAUUUACAAAUUAUGGCUGAGGUGAAGCCCGGCGGCCAGGCAGCCGCAGAGCUGUCAGAGGGUGCUCAGUCUGAGCUGAUGGGCCUGUGUGAGGAUCAGUUUGCUCUGCUGGAAAAGCUUCAAAAUGAGAUCAUACUGUGUGAACCAGACUUCUGUGAGAAUCCACAAGAGCAGUCAGUAAAUCGACUGAUGGCAACAGAAGCUGAACUGAAGCAGUGGCAGACAGAGGAGCCGAAAUUGCUGGCAGCAAAUUCAGAAGUUUUGCUUCAGGCUGGAAAAGAGGAGAUGCUCAAGCUGUGCUCUGAACUUGAGAUGGUUGUUUCCUGCUAUGAAGCAAAGAGAGACAACCUGAGAGAAACUAAAGAACUUGAACAGAAGUGGCUGGAGGAGAAGAGACAGGUGCUGGUAGCUGCCAGUGAUCAUGCUGAACGACUUCAAAUGGAGAAGGAGAAAUUGUCAGAGCACAGUGUACUGCAGGAGACCAAGGCAAAAAUCCAAAAAAUGAAGGUCUACCAGGAGAGGUUGAUGGAGUCUCUGGGGGAUGUCCUAGAGAAGCAUGUUCCUCUCCCUCAGAAUGAAUCCAUUACAAGCAAGAAGAAGAAGAACAUUGAACUGGGGUUAAAUGAAGACUUGAUUUCACUCAAUGAAAUACUGGAGGUGCUCAUGAACAAGGUCCUGAACACACCACACGACCCCUAUGUGACGAUAGAUGACACAUUCUGGCCACCGUACAUAGAGAUGCUUCUCCGCUAUGGGAUUGCAGUGAGGCACCAAGAGAAUAACUUCAAGAUCCGCCUGGAAACCUUCUUUUAAGGCAGUGGUGCAUUAGCCAUCUCAAGUACCACUUAUCUACCAGUGUUUCUAAUUUGAGUCUCUAUCAUUAUGUAUAUUUUUGUAAGGUGAUAUGAGGACUAACUGUGCUGGGAAAGCGAAAAGGCUAGCGAUUUCCUGUAUCUAUAGGUCUAUGGUAGAGUUCAUUACAAAAUUAGUAUUUUAUAAGUUGCCCAUUUAAGCUUCACAUAAGUAUUUUUUAGGUUAAGCACUCUUUUUUUAUGUAAAUAGUAACCAUAGGUCCUUUUUAAAAACUCUGAGAACAUCAAAAUUUAAAAUUCAAUCAAAUGUAUUAGAGAUAUAUUUAGACUCUUUCCACAGAGCACUGUAUAUUACUUUGUACUUCAUGUAAAUUCAGAUUAAUACUUGACAGCAGUGGUAGUCUUCUCUUGACUGCAUAUUUCCUUUAAUCCUAUUUUCCUAGAUUUUUCAUCUAGGUUUAAUCAGUAAUGGGAAGUGGACAGUAUGUUAGUAUUCAUGUGUUCUUUAAAUUGCUCUUAAAUUCAGUUUUAUUUAAAGUCUUUCAAAACUUGAUUUUCUGAGGCCUCUAGAUACCAAUAUACCUGUGUGUGUAUAUAUGUACAUUUUAUUCGUUGGUUUGUAUAUAUUUUCUUGUCCAUAAUCAAUAAAUUUGGGAACUGUA
Xiphias gladius (swordfish) is the source of this 1597-nucleotide messenger RNA. RefSeq names its product centromere protein K (gene cenpk). NCBI's taxonomy places the organism in Eukaryota, Metazoa, Chordata, Actinopteri, Istiophoriformes, Xiphiidae. The coding region runs from base 136 to 936 and encodes 266 amino acids. The transcript is spliced from 10 exons. Gene Ontology annotation, biological process: kinetochore assembly; mitotic sister chromatid segregation. The record is from RefSeq and is a predicted model, not a curated record. Gene Ontology annotation, cellular component: nucleus.